Macrosiphum euphorbiae (potato aphid) is the source of this 1572-nucleotide messenger RNA. NCBI's taxonomy places the organism in Eukaryota, Metazoa, Arthropoda, Insecta, Hemiptera, Aphididae. The record is from the annotation of a GenBank genome assembly.
AUGCGAGAACCUGGACGAUUUUUGAUAGCAAUGCGGCAAAAUUGUGAAAAAUCACUAAUGUUACAAGAUUGUCUAACACCAAAUUUGUUCGACAAUAUAAUUAAGAGUACGAAGCAAAUAGCCGGGUACGAUUCAAAGACUGAUUUAUUUGGAGCUCCGUCGUUGGUUUUACAAAUAGGUACUUCACUUAAACAAUGUUGCGAUAUCGCUGAGUAUAUGAUUUUAAAAAAAUCACCCUUGUUACGCCCCGUGGAAGACACAGAUAUUUCCAAUAUUAAAACCGUGGAAAAUUUAAUUCAAAAACAGUGGUCGUAUGAACUCGCAACAAACGCUUCAAAAGAGUUAUACCAAAAAAAGUGGAAUAAACCCGCAUUAUUACCUCUUACAUCAGAUAUUAAAAUUUUUCGGGAUCAUUUGGUAUUAGAACAAAAAAAUGCUAUAAAAAAAUUAAAAAUAAAUCCUAUUGAUAUUGCGGCAUUUAAAUCUCUACAAGAAACAAUACUUACACCAUUAAUACUAUUAAAUCGUAAAAGAGCUGGCGAAGUUCAACGAAUAAUUUUGACAACCUAUUUAAAUUCUCCCAUUGAAGCUCCACAAGAAGAAAUCGCCUCAUCUUUAUCAAAGAUGGAAAAUGAACUGACGAAAAAAUUUAAACGUAUCGUUAUACGGGGAAAAAGAGGAAGGGGAGUACCCAUAUUAUUCACACCCAAACUACAGAAGGCAUUAUCAGUGUUGAUUUCAAUUCGAAAGACGGUGUGUAAUAAAAAUAACGAGUACCUUUUUGCCAUUCCGAACACUGAUAAUAGUUGUUUACGAGCCUCAGAAACCGUUCGAAAGUUGGCACUUGCUAGUGGUGCAAAAAAUCCAUCGGCGAUAACACAAUCGACAAAACUCAGAAAGCAAGUCGCCACAGUUGCUGAGCUACUCAAUUUCACGGAAGGAGACGUAGAACAAUUGGCGAAUUUCAUGGGGCAUUCCAAAGACGUACAUAAGACAUUUUAUCGGCUGCCAGAAAAUGUUUUUCAAGUGGCGAAAGUGAGUAAGUUUCUUCUCAUGAUGGAGAAAGGAGAUGCGGAACAUUAUAGAGGAAAAAAUCUAGAUGACAUUAACGUUGACGGAUUAGUGUCUGAUGAAAGUGAGGGCGAAUAUAGUGAUAUAAGCUGCUCAGAUGAACCAGAUAUCCAACAACUUCCUGGGACUAAAGAAAUACAAAUUCAAGAAAACAUGUAUAACUUUACCGAAACAGCACCAGAACAUGAACAAUCUACAGUUAAAAAAUUAAAGUUAACUAAAUUUAAAAAAACAAAAGAUAUUACAGCAAUGGAAAAACCUGUUGUCCUCCAAAAACGCCUCCCCAAAGUCGGAAAAAAAUCAAAAUUUAUACGCAUGACGUGGACUGAGGAACAAAAAGCCACUACAAAGAAGUACUUUCAAAAACACAUUUUAUUGAAAAAACCGCCUAAAAAAGAAGAGUGUGAUGAUUUCCUCGUUAAGAACCAAAAUAUGCUUAUGUCAGGUUUUCCGUGGCGGAAAGUGAAAACAUUUGUAUAUAACCUUUACAAAGAUUUGUAA